AUGUCGGUCCAACCUCUGCGGACCUUGGUUCGCCGCUUGAGAGCAGCUGCGGCUGCUGACGAUUCCUUGCUUGGUGCUGCACUGGCUGCGAUGCCCUCUGCUGAGGCGUUGAGGCUGUACUACCACCUCCGUGAUCAUGUGCAGCAAGCUCACGUUGAGUAUGAGACGGAGGGCUCGAGUGAGUAUGACCUGCCGUCUUGCCCUGCUGCUGGGUCCUUGCAUCUGCCACCUCAGGAAACUAACUCCGACUUGCUGGGCCUGUCGCCUGACCUGCUGGAUGUGAACUUUGUGCCACCCGCUGCUUCGGACCAGCAUGACGGUGGUUCUGGAGCUGGUGCUGUGGCUACUGAUCCUGUUGCGUCUGCCUCCGCAGAUGUGGCUCCCGAUCUGGCUGCACCUGCUUCUGCUGACAGUGCUGCUGGAGCGGACCCUGAGGUUAGCGAUGACGAUGUUGUCCCUUGGGAAUGGCCGGCCACUUCGGUCUUCGACCUUAACGCCAUGGACGGCCUGGACGACAGCACUGCUCGCCCUGACCCUGCUGUGCAAAUGCCUCCUGAGGACACCUCGGUGGUCGAUCCGCCGCUGGCUGCUGAUGCUUUGGCUGCACAGCCACCCGGCUUAGGUGCUGGAGCCCCGGCGGCGAGAGCACCGACUGUUGCCACGCCGCCGCCGCCGCUUUCUUUGGCAACUUCUUCGCCUCUUGCUGACCCCUGGGCUGGGUAUCAGGGCCUUAAUGUGCAUGAUGUCCCUGUUGCUGGUGGUUCGUCGGCCCCUCAGUCCGCGAGACUUCGCAUGACUGGGACGGCGAAUUGCCCGUAUGUGUUGGCCUGCGACGUUCGUGCGGGAAUUCCGCUCGAUCUGACGCGGCUGGUGCAGUACAGCAUGUUGGGGCGACUGCGGGCAUGCCUGCAGUCGCCCCGUGUCAGUCGCGGCUCUGCGGGCUUGGGCCCCGGCAAUUGUGGGGUUUGCACUGGUGUGCUGCGCCAACGACUGUUCAUGCAGGUCUUUCUUCCUGCACCAGGCCGGGCUUGUGCCGGUCCCUGGCCGGCUGCUUUCAAGUGGUCCUGCCUGAGUGUGGCAGACAGUGCCGUCACGUUCGCUAGCAAAGCUAGGCAAUACGGACUGAGCCAGUCUGUGUUGGACAGUUUGAGUGCUGCUGGCAUCACGACGUAUUCUGCUUUGCUUUUCGCCGUGGCGAGUGCGCCUGGGGCUGUGGACGAGGCUAGGCUUAAGACGGCCAAGGAUAAGCACCUGGGCCCUGAUGCUUCUGAAGGAGCGGUCGCCGCUUUCUCGCGACUCCUCUUUGAGGCUGGGACUUUCGUCGUCGCCGAGCUCAGGAGUUCGGUGGCCGGCGAGGACGAUGGCUCCAAGAAACUUACUUCGCAAGAGCGUGCCAUUCGCAUGGAUGCAUUGCGCGCCAAGUUAGGCGCGUGGCCAAUCACUGGCUCUUUCGAGCCGAGUCAUGUUCUGAUUGAUGCCGCUUUCGGCAUGGUUGCUGAUAGCUCUGUGCGGUACUUGCCGCCGAGCAAGUGCAGCUCUCGUGAGCAGGAAAUUCUUUCAGAACGGCGUGACGACACGUUGUUUCGCCUUGAGGCCACUGCUCUGAAAGCUGCCAAGAAGCCUGUCCUGCCUAAGGUUGACCUUGGUAAUGAACUCAGGUUGUAUCAGGCGUUGAGCCGGCGAGGUGUCGCACUGGAGGUUGCUGGUGUCUGUUCUUUCGCUGUGCACGAGAACUACGUGCGUGGUCUGUUGGACCACCUCCAGCGCAUGCCUCCCGCUGGGUAUUCUGCUCCUGGCAUUGACUCUGUGCUGGCCGCUGAUCGUGCUGUCUGGCAGCAUGUCGCGGCCCAGGUACCUUGCCUUCCCACUGUGGAUGUUGCCGCUAAGGUCGAUGCUGCUCUGCUCGCUGCUGCUGGAGCCCCUGCUGUUGCUUUUCAUGUCAUGCCCAGGGAGAAAAAGCGGGCUCUUGACGACGCAGCAAAGCCGCCUGGCAAGACGGGGAAGGGCGACGGCGGCAAGGACAAUCGUCCUGGCAAGGGCAAGGAAAAAGGGGGCAAGGGCAAAGGCGGAAAAACCUCCGGUGGUGGGAAGCCUGGGUCGCCUGCCAAGCAGACUGCUGUUCCUGCUGCCCUCAAGGGCUUGGAUCCCAACAAGGAUGGCACGCCUUUGUGCUUUGAUCGCAACUUGGCUCACGGUUGCAAGCGCGAGACCUGGCAGACUCCUGCCGGGUUGCAGUGUGAGAAAGGGAACGCUCUGCUGUUGAAAGUUCUUUUUCUGGCGAUAAGCAUUUUUCUGCUUUCCUGCCGGGGCCUGCUGCGGCCGUACGUCCUGAGGCUCAGCAAAUGCUUGAAGGCUUCAGGUUUUGAGACCGUCGCUGUUGAUGUGAAGGAUGCCGUCGGCCACCAGGUGGGCCUCGGCCUUUGCGUGAUGCUGCACAUCCUGAUGGACUUACUGGACGUGAACUGGUCUGGGCCUGCGCGUCUCUUUGAAACGCGUGCACUUGAGGCUGCCUCUGAGCACUGCUUCGCAUUUGCUGGAGACGCUGUCAGCUGUCUCCCGCAUGAGCUGUGUGGGAGUUGGCACGUCGUCGUUGCCGCUUUCUGCAUAGCAUUCUGCAAAGGCAAGCGUCUGCUGCUGUUUGAGGAGUUGCUUGCCAGUCUCGGGCAUGAGGACACGAGCCUGGUGCGUGACAUUUGCAGUGGCUUCAAGCUGACAGGUUGGCUCCAGGCCAGUGGUGUCAUGGAGCCCAAGAUCAGUGCUCCUUCUGAGUCUGCUGCGAAUCUUUGGCGGCAGCGCGCUGACCUUAACGCUAAGGCUUGGCACCAGACCAAACCUACUGCCUCUGAGGAGCUUGAUCGCUCCCUUUGGGAAGCCACCGAAAAGGAUGCUUCAAGUGGCUGGGCCAUGCUUCUGCCGGCUGCUCCUGGCCCCCCUGCUGAUGUGCUGCUGAGCCGCCGGUUUGCUGUAGUUCAGGGUGACAAGGUUCGAGGUGUCGACGACUUCAGCUUCAAUGGUCUGAAUGACACCCUUGGCACCUGCGAAAAGGUCACCACCAUGUCCACUGCGCACACGGUGUCCCUAGGCCUGCGUUUGCUGAGGAUUGCCAAGGCCCGCGGCAUGCGCCUCCUGGGUCGUUGUUUUGAUCUGAAGAGUGCGUAUCGGCAAUUACCCAUCCACUUGGAGGACUUGCCAUAUGCUGCUGUGACGGCCUCGGUUCACAUGCUGUUUCGGAUUCUCGGUUGGCGGCUUGCACUUGAAGGUGACAAGGCUGUGCCCUUCGCUCAGGCAUUUCAGUCACUUGGUGUUGUUUUUCUGCUGACCCCUGGUGUGGACUGCAGUCUCUCUGUUUCCAACACUGAAAGCAGGAAAGCAGAGGUGGCAGCGUGGUGCCUUGACAAGCUGAGGUCAGGAGCUGCAUCCCCGAAGGAAUGCGAGCAAUUUGCCAGCAGGGUUAGGUGGUUGUCUGGUCAAGUUUUUGGCCGCACGGCUGGCUCUGCACUCCGAGUUUUGCUUGCUGCCGGCCGCGCGGGCAAGGCUCACACUGCCAGGCCUUUGUCCCAGGAGCUGCGCUGGGCGAUACGCUGGAUCCUGGAGCACAUUCCAAAAGGCCAGGCCAAGGUAUGGUCACUUGCCAGCCGCAGGAAGCUGCACCUGUUUACUGAUGGAGCUUUUGAGAAUGGCACAGCAUCCAUUGGGGGUGUUCUCUGUGACGGUUGGUGCCAACCUUUGCAGUGGUUUGGUUGUGAGGUGCCACAGGUCGUUACUGCAGGCUGGCUGUCCCAAGGCUGUGAGCAUCCCAUCAUCCAGGCCGAGCUUCUGGCUGUUGCUGCUUCAGUCAUGUGCUGGAGUACUGCUCUGUGUGACUCCAACACUUGCGCCUGGGUUGAUAAUGAGGUGGUUCGUUUUGGGAUGGUUAAUGGGUUUGUAAGGCCUGAGAGUGCCAUGUGCAUCCUGGAGCGGAUGUUGCGACUGGAAGCUUCUCUUGGCAUCCAGCUGUGGGUCUGCCGUGUGCCUUCCCACAGCAAUCCUGCCGAUGGGCCCAGCCGGGGCUUGUGCCCUGCCUUUCUGUCCAAGGCCAAGGAGGUGAAAUUGGACGUGGGGCAUCUAGUCUCCUUGGCCAGCGGAGCCGAGGUCAACGUCUGCAGCUACCGUGGGAAUCUGGAGGAGCGCACUCGUCGAGUCCAAGCCCUGUGCAAGUGGUGUAACUUGCUGAAGCUGGCCCCUGAGUUCUUCUGUGUUGCGACUGUGGAGAAGCUGCCUUCUGAAGGUGAUGAGGCCAUGGUCGAGCAUCUGGAUCUGUUGUUCAGCAAGAAGAGCACCAACACACUGCUGACACGUGCUUCACCUCUGACUAGGUUUGUACUGUGGAGGCGCCGCACUUGCCCUGAGGACUCUUUCUGCGAAAGUGUUCUCUGGCUGCACUGCCGGUGGUUGCAGAGCACUGCUGCCGCCUCCAGCAUAGACUCCUUUGUUUCCAGCCUGAACUUCGUGCAUGGCACCCUAGGCCUGCGCGUUUCUGUUCAGGAACUUCUUUCUGCACGUGUGCGUGGUCUGGCCCAUGCGCACCUGCGGACUAAGGAGGAGGUCGAGCAAGCUCCGGCGCUUACUGUCGCUCAGCUGAGGUGGUUGGAGUACUACGCUGCAACUGUGGACGACCUGUACGAGCGCUUGGUUGCUUCCACCCUGUGCUUCAUGGUCUACGCUCGUGCUCGCCGCAGUGACCUACGCAGAUCGACUCACAUUGAGUUUGACCUGUCACCUGGUGGUUUGGAUGGCUUUGUGGAAUGUCGUGUGAAGAACCCCAAGCAGGCAAGGGCAGCGAGCCGCAGGAACCUCUUCAUGCCCUUGACUGCGCUGUUCUGCGGGCUGUCUGACGUGCCCUGGGGCGCCACCUUCCUGGCUGUGAGGCAGGCCAACCGUUUGGAGACUGCUGGUGCUUUGGACCACCCUCUGUUGCCUGGUCUGACUGCUGCUGGUCAGUGGCUGCAGGAGUGCGUCAGCAGCAGCCAGUUGACUCAAUGGCUGCGUUGCAUCCUGGCCAAGGCACCUGAUGCUGACUUGGCUUUGGUGGCAGCUGUUCGUAGUCACAGUUGCAAGGCUACUUUGCUGAGUUGGGGUGCCAAAGCUGGUCUCUCCGACAAGACUUUGACUUUCCUCGGCUACCAUAGCCACGGUGUCAACAUGGCCAGCGUUGGUUACAGACGAGACGCUCUUGCAGGACCUUUGCGCGAGCUCUGGCAGGUCGUGGCAUCUGUUCGCUCUGGUCGUUUCCAGCCCGACGUCACCAGAAGUGGCCGCUGGCAGGAGCCUUCUAGUCCUGUGAGUUCUGCUUCUGCCUCCCUGGUGACGUCUCCACCUAGCAGUUCUGAGAAGAAGUCUGCUACUGCUGGUUCGGGGAUUACCGCUGCUGUUACCAGCAGCUCCAGUGGUUCGUCCGAGGCCUCCUGUGAAAGUGACGAUGGUGCUGAACAACUGGUUGCAGCUGCUCCCCACUUUGUUGAGAACAUUCUGGGUCUUGGAGGUUAUGCCGUGGCCGGCAACAAGAAGAAUAAGCUGCUGCACAUUGUGAAGCAGUCCACUGGUCGCCUGCUGUGUGGCCGUCUUCUGAGUGAGUCCUUCGAAGUCACGUCUGAGGCUGCCCGCGUUUUCGUCUUCAAUGCGACCUGGCUCCUUGCCCUGUGGUCCUUUCUUCGCUGCGCUCUUUCCGAUCCGGGCUUCGUCCCCUCAUGGUGGUUGGAUCAACAAGAGCGCUGUCCGGAGGCCACCGGCAACUCCUCCUUCGGGUGGCAGCCAGGGAAGCCAACGACAUGCCACAAGUGCAACGAGCGUCGGCCAGAGAGAGCCCACCACUGCAGCAUUUGCGGCAAGUGUGUGAUGCGCAUGGAUCACCACUGCCCGUGGGUGGGUAACUGUGUUGGGGCCAAGAAUCAUAAAUACUUCAUCCUCAUGCUGAUUUACGGCAUGACGUCCGCCCUUGCUUAUGUCGUGGCAGCCAGGCCUAUCAUCAUCUCGUUGUUUGUCCCUCGUGCGCGCUACCUGACACGCGGUACGAUGGGGCCUGGGGGUUUUGGGAUCUUCAGCAUGGGCGCUGUUUUGGCCGCGUCGUUGUGUCUGGCCAUGUCUCUGCUUUUCUUUUCCCACUUGUGGCUGAUGGCAGUGAACCGCACUUCCAUCGAGGUUGCCUAUUCUGGCAGGAACCCCUACAGCCUUGGCAUUUUUCGGAACGCCCAGCAGCUCUGUGGUCGCUGUGGUGCCGCCCUCGGACAGAUGAUCCAUUUCAGCAUUCAAUGUGCGGUUUCGGAUGUCCGGCAGAAGAGCCUGGGGCUUUGGGCUGACUUGUGUGCAAGGUUUCGACUGGCUGCUGCCGGUUAG
Symbiodinium sp. CCMP2592 is the source of this 6372-nucleotide messenger RNA. NCBI's taxonomy places the organism in Eukaryota, Dinophyceae, Suessiales, Symbiodiniaceae. The record is from the annotation of a GenBank genome assembly.